Chelonus insularis is the source of this 1848-nucleotide messenger RNA. RefSeq names its product CNMamide (gene CNMa). The transcript is spliced from 4 exons. Lineage: Eukaryota; Metazoa; Arthropoda; Insecta; Hymenoptera; Braconidae. The record is from RefSeq and is a predicted model, not a curated record. The coding region runs from base 343 to 804 and encodes 153 amino acids.
UGAGGACCAAUACUCGCAAAACAUUAAAUGCAGUGACCUUACAAUUCGAUCAAAUUAAAAAUUUAUUAUGUUGCAAAAUAUUUUCUCUACUUUCAUCAAAUCAAGUUUAUUAAAUACUGUGUAAAUAUUUGUGAAAUUAUUUUCAUCAACUAAUGAUAACUUUAUUUGGAUUUUCCUAUUGUUUUGGAAUUUUUCAGUUACGGAUAUGACUUAGUGGUGUGAUUAGUGUUUAUACGAAGACAAUCAGAUACAUGUUUUUCAAAAAUUAUCAUCAAAAAGUAUAGACAUUUUUUCUAAUUAUAAUCCACAAAAUUAUCAUCAAAAGAUUUAUUUGAAUUUUUGAUGAUCAACGGAAGCAUGAAGAAAAAAGUUAAUACCCAACAUUCGUGUUUAUGGUAUACGUUCAUUUCAUUAUUUCUCAUAACAACGAACAAUUUUGUCUUUGCUGAUCCGGAUCGAUUAUUAGAUCAAGUUUCAUCCGAAAGUUUAUUUGAUGACACCGUUAAUUCUUUGCUUCUUCAAAGACUCAAGGAAGUAGCGGAAUUAAAACGUGAGAUUAUUGAAGAAGAACGUGAAUUAGUCGCUCAAAUGGAGAUUCAAGCUAUGUUGGAGGCAAAAUCACGGAAUCACCGGAUACCAAGUCAUUCAAUUCCACCAGAGUUAGGAAUUGAAGGACCAGAGAUGUUACCAAUUCCGAGUGCAAUAGUUAAUCCCGGACCCACGCAUUCAGGAAAACGAACUAGUUCAUACAUGGCUUUAUGCCACUUCAAGAUUUGUAAUAUGGGACGCAAACGGCAAUUGUAAACUGACAGAUUAUCAUCUUUUUGUCAACGUGUACAUCAAUUUGUCAACUUAUUCAUCGUGUCCAAUACCAAAGUCCUCAAUUAUUUUUGAACCUUCAGAGAAAUGUAAAUUUGAUUUUUUAUUAUCAUUCACUAACCCUGUUUCGAUAAAUUAUGUUCAAAAAAAAUUUAUAUUCCAGUGAAAAAUUAUUCAAACGACAGAAACGAAUUUUUUAAUAACAUGUUAUUAACUAUAAUCAUCUUAUGCUUAAUAUUGUAAAACUUUGUGAAUAACAUUACGAACUAAGAAGGGUACAAAAGAUUUAUAAAAUUAUAACUUUUUAAUUGUAUACUAUGAGGAAUAAGAACAAAUAUACAAAUGUUCACAAAGGCAAUCAUUUAACAAACUAAAAAUAAACUGUACGAACGAAAAAAUGUACAAUUUUUAUCCUUCAGAAACUUGAAUUAUAAAAACAUUAACAAAAAUGAUAGUAUGUAAUUAAAUUGAUGUGUAAUGGUUUUGUAACCAAUAGUGUUGAAUGAGUGAGUAGACGAAAGUAUGACGAGAAUGAAAAUACGAAGAAAAAAAUUAUAAAAAAACCAUCUUUGUACCCUUCGAAAAAAUAAUAUUUAUAUUUUCAAUUAUUAUCAAGAUAUUAUUAUUAUUAUUAUUAUUAAUAUUAACGUUAUUAUUGUGAUUUCUUUUAUUAUUAUUAUUACAUAAUUUAUUGUUUUACCACUAUCGUAUUAUUAUUAUUUUUUAUUUAUGAGAAGAAAAAGAGUCGUAUCGUGUGUAAUUCAAAAAUAUUCUGAUACGUAUCAAAAUAUACAUCUUCUUUGUAUUUGUUCAUGUAAAAAUUUGUACCGUUUACGAUUAUUGUUAAAAGUAUUGAAGUGAUAUGUAUAUUUAUGCAUCUUAAAAAAAAAACUUACUCUUCUAUCAAAUGUAUAUUGUACCUGAAUAUUUUUUUUGUUGCAACAGCAGGCUUAUUAUUCAAGUCAAUGUGUAAUAUCCAUAUGAAAAUGAAUUCCAUUGAAGAAACAAAAAUAAAUGAUUGGAAGAACA